UGACUCUCGGCCAACAACGAAACCAAAAAGGCUAUACAAAUUCCCCCUUCCUUUCUUCUUUCUCGCUUCUGGCCUCUCCGGGUCUCCUCCUCCAUGCCAUUGCCACCCAACAAGCCAUGGCUUCAACGACGGUGUCGAUCAUGACCGCGGCGGCCACUCUGAGAGGCUCGUGCGCCAGCUUCUCCCUGCUAUUCCUGCUCCUGAUUUCAACAAAAAUCACCACCGCCUUCGCUCUCAACAACGCCUUUCUCAGCGUCAAGUACAAGUACGCCGGCCGCGAGCCUUCCUUGAGCGCCCUUAAAGCUCACGAUAUCCAGCGGACUCUUCGAUUUCUCGCCGACGUUGACCUCCCCUUGGGCGGCUCUGGCCGCCCUGAUGCCGUUGGUUUAUACUAUGCCAAAAUUGGAAUUGGAACACCUACCAAGGACUACUAUGUACAAGUUGAUACAGGCAGUGAUAUUAUGUGGGUCAACUGUAUCCAAUGCAGAGAUUGCCCAAAGAGAAGCACACUUGGGAUUGAUCUUACUCUAUAUGAUUUUAAGCAGUCUUCCACUGGUAAAUUGGUUCCUUGUAAUCAAGAUUUUUGCUUGGACGUAAAUGACGGUCCGCUGUCUGGAUGUACGGCUAAUAUGACAUGCCCUUACCUGCAAAUAUAUGGGGAUGGCAGCUCCACUGCCGGUUACUUUGUCAAGGAUAUUGUGUUUUAUGAUCGAGUGUCCGGUGAUCUUGAAACUACGUCUGCCAAUGGGAGCAUCAUUUUUGGGUGUGGUGCUACACAAUCUGGUGACCUAGGCUCAUCUGGGGAAGGAGCACUUGAUGGAAUACUUGGUUUUGGCAAAUCAAAUUCCUCAAUUAUUUCACAGCUAGCUUCAUCUGGGAAAGUGAAGAAGAUGUUUGCUCAUUGCUUAGAUGGCAAGAAUGGAGGUGGUAUCUUUGCUAUUGGGCGUGUUGUACAACCAAAAGUUAACAUGACUCCCUUGGUACCAAACCAGUCGCACUACAACGUCAACAUGAAAGCAGUUCAAGUUGGCCGUUCUUUUCUAAGUCUUCCAACAGAUGUAUUUGAAUCGGGAGAUAGAAAAGGGACAAUAAUUGACAGUGGUACGACAUUGGCUUAUCUUCCAGAUGUGAUUUAUCAGCCCUUAGUAAGUAAGAUUAUCGCUCAGCAGAAUGAUUUGAAUGUUCAAACUGUUCACGGAGAGUAUACAUGCUUCCAGUAUCCAGGAAGUGUUGAUGAUGGGUUUCCUGUGGUCACCUUUUACUUUGAAAAUUCACUUUCUUUGAAGGUUUAUCCACAUGACUAUUUGUUCACUUACGAAGGCUUUUGGUGUAUUGGUUGGCAAAACAGUGGGAUACAAUCAAGGGAUAGGAAGAACUUGACUCUUUUGGGAGAUUUGGUACUUUCAAACAAGCUAGUCCUGUAUGAUCUUGAGAAUCAAGUCAUUGGAUGGACCGAGUAUAACUGCUCAUCGAGUAUUAAAGUACAGGAUGAACAGAGUGGAACAGUGCACUUAGUAGGUUCCCACUAUAUUUCUUCCUCUUCUGCUUCCUAUUUGAAUACCCGAUGGGCUAUAAUCUUCGUGUUGCUAACCAUGCUGCUGCACAGAGUUUAGUGAAGAGGACAGCUAAAACAAAAUACUGACAGCCAGAUUUCAAGGUAAAGAAAGAAAAUUAAAAAAAAUAGAGAAAAUACUAUGAAAACGGUUUUUGACAUGGUGUAUAGAAAGGUUGUGAUUUUGCGGGUCUAUAUUAACACCGAAGGUGAAAACACAAGCUAGGAUAGACUUAUGGUUUUGAAGCUUCGCUAUGGGUUUAUAUUUUUCUGCCCGUUGUGAAUUUCUGAAGAUUUCUGAGAAUAUUGUAUAUGGUUUUCAAGUCUUGAAUUGUCUCAACUUAGGUCCUGACAUAAUUGUACAUAAGAUCGUUAGUAUA
Messenger RNA from Pyrus x bretschneideri (Chinese white pear), 1932 nucleotides. Its product is annotated as aspartic proteinase 36. The record is from RefSeq and is a predicted model, not a curated record. Bases 117 to 1613 code for a protein of 498 amino acids. NCBI's taxonomy places the organism in Eukaryota, Viridiplantae, Streptophyta, Magnoliopsida, Rosales, Rosaceae. Gene Ontology annotation, biological process: proteolysis. Gene Ontology annotation, molecular function: aspartic-type endopeptidase activity. The transcript has 10 exons.